This is a messenger RNA of Sitodiplosis mosellana (orange wheat blossom midge), 584 nucleotides long. Its product is annotated as COX assembly mitochondrial protein homolog. The record is from RefSeq and is a predicted model, not a curated record. The coding region runs from base 132 to 527 and encodes 131 amino acids. Lineage: Eukaryota; Metazoa; Arthropoda; Insecta; Diptera; Cecidomyiidae. The transcript has 2 exons. Gene Ontology annotation, cellular component: mitochondrion.
GGGCAUUGUAUGCAACGACGUUUGACAACGUCGAAGGUUAUGUUUAUCAUCAGUUUCAAGCGAAUUUCGUGAUAUCCGCAACCAAUAUUUAUGUUUUAGACUUGAUUUUCGUGUGAGAUAAUUUCAUAAUUAUGUCGCAGAAGGAAAUUCGAACGGUUUUGCCCGCAUAUUUAUCAGCUGGACCACAUGGAGUGGGCGACCCUGAUGAUAAACGAUUGCGAACCAGUGAACGCAAAGUACUCAUACCGCAACUCAUGCGAAAACGGGCCAGAGAAAUUAAAUGCGUACCUGAAGUAGCCGAAUUCGAGAAAUGUGCCAAGGAAAGUGGCCUAUUGAUGCCGUUCAAAUGUCGUGGACCAACCGAUAAAUUGAAAGAAUGCAUGGCUCAUUGGUUCUAUAACGAAGAAUUUAUUAAUGAAUGUACAAACAUUUACCUCGACGAACGAUCGGAAUAUCGAAGAACCGGCAUUUCAAAGAAGCAAAAAGAACGAUUGGCGGCUGAAGCACAGGACGCUAAUAAAACAUAAAUGUUAUUUGAACAAAUGAUACGAAAUAGAACAAGUUUUAGUUAUUCAUGAAAAUAA